AUGAGUGUCCCACGCGCGAGGUUGCUGGACCUCAUGAAGGUCCAAUGUCAAGUUUUUGCGACAACAUUCAACCCCGAGGGAGUCCGUACCGGUAACAAGAUCCUGCGCCAGCGCCUGAAGGGACCUGCUCUCGCCUCGUACUACCCGCGCAAGGUUCUCACCGUCCGAGAUGUUCAGAAGGAGUUUGGCCCUGAGCUCACGACCAUCGAUCUUGACGAGAUGGACCGAUUGGACCACAUUGCUGCACUGAAGUCGAGAGGAAAGAGCGCGCCGAAGAAGUUGAAGGCCAAGGGUAAGACCCGUCGCUUCGGCAACGGUUGA
This is a messenger RNA of Colletotrichum karsti, 321 nucleotides long. RefSeq names its product mitochondral 37s ribosomal protein. Lineage: Eukaryota; Fungi; Ascomycota; Sordariomycetes; Glomerellales; Glomerellaceae. The coding region runs from base 1 to 321 and encodes 106 amino acids. Gene Ontology annotation, cellular component: mitochondrion. The record is from RefSeq and is a predicted model, not a curated record. The transcript is spliced from 2 exons.